UCUGAUACUAGUUGCGCUCGUUUUGGGCUUUAUUUACUAUUUUUUUUUUGCUGUUGAGUUUUCCCAGAAGAGGCGCAAUCAGAGCACAAUUCCACUUCAAUUGAACAAUUAUUGGAUAAAGUACGCAUGUGCACAGGUUGAAAUAAAAGGAUUUUCUUGAAAUUAAAUAAAGAAACAGUUUUUAUAUAUGGUGAACAUAGUUUAAUUGGGAAAGUAAUUGUCAAUUUGUUAUUAGCGAAAGUGAUUAAAUUGCAUUGUCAUUAAUAUAAAGAUACGCAUCUGCUCAUCUAAGUUGGAUGAGUCAACCAAAUUCAAUCGAAACAAUACAAUUAAAUAAGAUUGCAUUAUAAUUCAGUUGCAAUGUCGGUGUCACGAUCUCGUAGCAUUUUAUCACCCAACAAUAGUGGUAACUUCGAAGCGAGCAAUGGUAUAGCAAAUGGAAAUAGCGCUGGCAGCAGCGUUGGUAUUGGUGCUGGCGGUAGCAGCAGGAGCAGUGGCUAUGUCAAAGACCGGUACAUUGAGGAGCUGCCAUCACAGCAAUUACGUUUACUAUGUGAACAUUUGGACGAAAUGCAAGUUUGGAUGCAAUUGGCCGAAGUCAUGCAAUUAAGACCAGCCGAUGUGAAGUUUAUAAACCAACAACAAGAGUUGGGCAAGUCACCAUCUUGGCAGUUGAUACGAAAGUGGGGUAUUGAAUGCAAGCAUACAGUCACUGAACUUUUUAUGCUUUUGUGGAAAAAUGAACAACAUCACGCCAUGCGUAUGCUAAAGGACUUUGUGGAGCGCAAAUAUCAGCUCCUUAUACCAAGGAGUCAACCACGGUUAACUAUGCUAAUGGCUAAUUCGGACAUAAAACAGCUGAAUGGUCCCAUAAACUCUUCCUCAUCCGGUGUAAGUAAUUCCAAUAACAACACCUCAAUUUCCUCCUAUGAACAAACCGCACCUACAUCUACCCAACGCAUUGAACAAGAUGUGCGUGAAUUCGCUCGCUACAUGAUCGAAAUAAGUUACGAGGAAUUGACGGAAGCCACUGAAAAUUGGAGUGAACAUUUAAAGCUUGGAAGAGGUGGUUUUGGAACUGUUUAUAAAGGCACAUGGAAGUGUACCGAAGUAGCUGUCAAACAGUUGCAAUACAAUGCAGUCAACGGCCGGGACAGCAGCAAAGUGCAACUACAACAGAGUCUCAAUGAACUAAAGCAUUUGAGCCGUUAUCGUCAUGACAAUGUUUUACCACUAUUUGGUUACUCUUUGAAUGGAGAAAAACCUUGCUUGGUCUAUCAACUAAUGAAAGGUGGAACAUUGGAGCAGCGUUUAUACUCGAAGAAAGAAAACCCAUUGACUUGGAAGGAACGUGUCGAAAUUUGUCUCGGUGCAGCGCGUGGUAUCAAUUUUCUACACGUUUGUGAUAUUAAACCUCUCAUACACGGUGACAUAAAGCCCGCGAAUGUGCUACUUGAUGUUUGUUUGACACCUCGUAUAGGUGAUUUUGGAUUGGCCCGCGAAGGACCCGCUUCAGUAAGCCGCUCAGUUACUGUAUCUCAAAUUUACGGCACAAAACCAUAUUUGCCUCAGGAGUUUUUACGCGGCAAAAAGCUUAGCACAAAAGUGGACACGUAUAGUUAUGGUGUUAUGUUGUUGGAGACAUUCACAGGCUUGCGAGCAGUGGAUCAAAAUCGUAAACCACAUUUGUUGCCAGAAUAUAUAAAUGGUAUUCGUAAAGAUCAGUUUGACGACCUCAUAGAUGCACGACAACCGAUACAAAAUGGUGAACGUGAUAUGUGUAAAAAUUUGAUAUUAUUAGGUUCGCAGUGUGUGGCCUUUGAAGCAGACGAUCGCCCGGAGAUGAAAUAUGUUUACGACACCAUAAACAUCUGUAAAAUAUAUCCCGAGUGAAAUGAAACAAGGAGAAAAAAGAAAGGACGAGAAGGAAAUCAGCAAAAGUAUAUUUGUUUUGUGCCUUAAUUGAUUAAAUAAAGUUUUAAAUGUUAUACAUUCGUUAGAUAUAAGAUCUACAUAGUUAUGUAAAAGAAGUAUAACUAUGAAGUUUCUCGCAGUUAAAUGCAUUCGCCAUAUAUCAAAAAUUCAAUUGCAUCACAAUUUAAUUAUGUACAUAUAUA
Messenger RNA from Bactrocera tryoni, 2117 nucleotides. RefSeq names its product serine/threonine-protein kinase pelle (gene pll). NCBI's taxonomy places the organism in Eukaryota, Metazoa, Arthropoda, Insecta, Diptera, Tephritidae. The record is from RefSeq and is a predicted model, not a curated record. Bases 361 to 1893 code for a protein of 510 amino acids. Gene Ontology annotation, biological process: signal transduction; protein phosphorylation. Gene Ontology annotation, molecular function: protein kinase activity; protein binding; ATP binding. The transcript has 4 exons.